Messenger RNA from Euleptes europaea (tarantolino), 2135 nucleotides. Its product is annotated as zinc finger protein 232-like. Lineage: Eukaryota; Metazoa; Chordata; Lepidosauria; Squamata; Sphaerodactylidae. Gene Ontology annotation, molecular function: DNA-binding transcription factor activity, RNA polymerase II-specific; RNA polymerase II cis-regulatory region sequence-specific DNA binding. The record is from RefSeq and is a predicted model, not a curated record. Gene Ontology annotation, biological process: regulation of transcription by RNA polymerase II. The transcript has 4 exons. Bases 1 to 2133 code for a protein of 710 amino acids.
AUGCUGCAAAGCCGCCGCUGCUUCGCCCUCGGGGCGGGGGCAGGUGCAAACAGCGCGCGCCAAGCGCCCGCAGCUGCAAAGCGGCUUUGCAGCAACCCCCGGGGCUUUGCAGCAACCCCCGGGGCUUUGCUGCAAGCGGCUUGCAGGCGGCUGCUUUGCAUUGUUGGGCGGGCCGAGGCCACAGCGCGCCGCGGCCGCGCGGAACGACCGCAGCAGCCCUCGGGAUUUGCAGCCUGCAGAGCCCGGGGGUCGCUGCAAAGCCGUGCUGCAGCCGCCGCAGCCGCGCGUCCUUGGCGCUUGGGGCUCUGCCCGUCCAAGCAACGCGAAGCGGCCGCGAGACGCCAGGAGAAAGACUACUGCUCCGGCCUCCAAGUCCCAUGGCCUCUCCUGUAUUUUCCUCCUGAGCUGAGAGAGACCGUGAGAGGCUACGAAGGCAUCGCUGGCUUGGAAAUGGAUGAAAUGCUAGUCCUCAAACCAGUGGACGUGUUGGAAGGACCAGGCAAGACCCCUCAUGUCCUCCAAACUGGGAGCCUCAGGAAAUUCUCCAAAAGGACACCAGCUCAGCAAAAGGUGAAACAGGAACCCAGUGAAGGCCUACUCCAGUGUUGGGAGGCUCAGUGGCAGCAGUUCCUGAAGGAAGUAGAGUCCCCUCACUCAGGAUGGGGAAUCCCGCAACUGCCAGAGGAGCCAACACCCUGGGACGAUGCCAAGGCUUUCUUGGCCUCCUUCGAGCAAGUGGCCGAAGCAUGCCAGUGGCCCAGAGGAGAGUGGGUGGCCCGCCUCCUGCCGGCACUCAGUGGGCAGGCUGAGUGGGCCUUCAGUGGCUUGAAUGUGGGGGACAAGGGAGACUACGGGAAGGUGAAGGCAGCCAUCUUGCGAGGGGAUGCCCUCAGCAGGGAGAAGCAGCGCCAGCACUUCCGGCGUUACUGCUACCAGGAGGCCGACGGGCCGAGAGGGGCUCACAGCCGUCUCCAGGAGCUCUGCUGUCGGUGGCUGAAGGUUGAGCGGCACACCAAGGAGCAGAUCCUGGAGCUGCUGAUCCUGGAGCAGUUCCUGACUAUCCUGCCAUCUGAGAUCCAGAGCUGGGUGAGGGAAAGUGGACCAGAUACCUGUUCCCAGGCGGUGGCCCUGGCUGAGGAGUUCCUGCAGAGGAAACAAGAAACUGAGAGGUGGGAGCAUCAGGAGCUGAUGCCAUUGGAGGAGGGAGCCGGGCGCUUUCCAGAGGCGGAGACUGCUCCGUUGGAUCCCAGCCAGGGCCAGCCCUGCAGGGAAGCCAAGGAGGAGAGAGACAGCGAUGGCAGCCUCUUAGAUUACAGCCAAGUGAAUGAUUGGCAGGAAAGACCUGGCCAAAUGGAAGCAGCCUUGGCAUGCCAAAGAAGAACUACUGGGAGCAGUUUGCAUGGUCCUGAGCCGGGAACCGUUUCUCAGAAUCAGCACAGACCAAAGAUUCAGCCAGGGAACCAUGUCAGAAACAGACUGCUGGUCUCCAUUUCUUCCAUGACAAACCAGAAGAUGCUCAGUGAAACUUCGUCGCUGCAGACGCAAAACCCAAGUGGGGCCUCAGUGGAAAACUCGGCCCUUUCCAAAGGAGACAGCAUCCCCAGUCAGGAGAAGCUCUACAAUAAAUGUUCCACCUGCGGCAAAACCUUCAGCCAGAGUUCCCACCUGAAUUUCCACCAGAGGACCCAUGAUGUGGAGAAACCCUACAAAUGUACACAGUGCGGAAGCAGUUUCCACUCACGCCAAGGCCUUAUUUACCACCAGCGAAGCCACGCAGGGGAAAAGCCGUACAAGUGCUCUUUCUGCGGGAAGACCUUCAGCCAGAGUUCGCACCUCCUCGUCCACAAGAGAAGCCACACGGGGGAAAAGCCCUUCAAGUGCCCAUCCUGUGGGAAGUGCUUCAGCCGCAACUCCCUUCUCACUAUCCACGAGAGAACCCACACGGGGGAGAAGCCCUACAAGUGCUCCCAGUGUGGGAGCCGCUUCCACUCUGGCUCUGGCCUGAUCAACCACAAGCGGAUCCAUGCCGGGGUGAAGCCUUACAAAUGUCUGGCCUGCGGGCGAGAUUUUAUCCGGAAAGCUCACCUCAUUCGACACCAGAGUGUUCACAGUGAUGACAAGGUCAGCACCUGAGG